GCGUCGUGGCUCCGCGCUGCGUGCAUCUCUGAGGGUCACGUGGCUACUAGCGUGCUGCUGCCUCUCGCACGCUGCCCGGGGUCCCAUCCGCUCCCUCCACACCUGAACUUGUUGACAGUCACACCACAAGGGUAAAAUAACUGGUAACGAGCAUUAAGCCAGGCUAGCGCGGUGGCUCUUAUUGGGGCUACACUUCUUGUUCGUCGUCUACUCCUUGAUAUUUCAACUACUGAAUGUUUUGGCUCCAAGACACACCCCAAGGACGCCUCUGGUAUACAUGCCCCGAAAGGUUCUGUGAUCUGCGUCGGCGUUGAACAGAGGGCAGGAAAGCUUAUACAGAGGAUGCUUUCGGUGGUGGCAGGACGUCCAGCAGUUCCCUCCUUGCCAUGAGGGAACGAUGGUAACUGGCCAAGGAAACUUGGCUGUCGGGUAUGAAAGAGCAGGGUCGUUUUUGGGAUCGCAGAGGCUGAGGUAAUAUACGAAAUCUCAGUACGAGGGAUUAAGUCCGCCGUGGAUUAGUGGUGACGGUGGUGGAAGAUCUUGGUAAAAUCGCUAAUGUGGCGUGACUCAGCCCACACCCUCUUGGCGUCGCGGCUUCACUUCUUGAUGGCUUAGUAUUGAGUGAGAGUGUGAAUGUUUCUCCUCUUGAAACUUUGAACAAUAUCUGAAAGUUGGUCUUACAAAACUCGUAUAUAUAUGGUGAAUUUUAAUAAAUAACUAUCAACUUUGCCAACAAACUUUGUAUCGAAUAAUUCGAAUAGAAAAGGUUAUCGAGAGACGAAUACAACGUCUUCUCAGCCCUUGUGCCAAACAGUGACGUGACGCAGCAGGCUACGCCCGGCGCGUGGCGGUUACAGCCUCCAGGUGAGCGUCAGUUUCUGAGGGCGGAUGGCAUCAGAUAUGGAUCACUGAACUUUAGCACCUCAGACAAGAUGAGGCGUAGAUAAAAGCGGUGCGGAAAUUGUCCGCUGAGGUGCUGGUGACUGGGUCGGAGUAAACUUAGUGAAGACUAGCGACUUCUGGGCCGUCGCGACCCUGUGUCUCUACCACGAGUACCGGUGGUGAGUCGUGGCAAUUGGCAUCAACAUCAAACAAGAACUUCAGAGUAUUCCAUCGGGUUCUUCAGGAUGGAAGCUCGCACGUCUUACCUGCUACUGUUCCUGCUGCUGACACAGGCGCCGCAGGGCGAGGGCCUCAGCAUCUUGGAGACGAUCAUCCCAGUGUACAAGAUUAGAGGGGAGAACGCUGAGCUGUACUGCCACUAUGACGUGGAGGGCGAGGUGUUGUACUCAGUCAAGUGGUACAAGGACGACGAAGAAUUUUACCGCUACAUGCCGGGCACCUCGUCCUCUCUUUCAACUACCUCGCCGCAGUCCAUCUUCCCCCGUCCCGGCAUCUACGUGGACUCUUCCAAGAGCAACGCCUCCCGAGUGGUGCUGACAGACCUAGAUUUCAGGACCUCAGGACUCUAUCGCUGCGAGGUUUCCGUCGAGAACACCUUCAAUACACUCAACAGAUUCGGACGCAUGCUAGUUGUCGAGCUGCCCACAUCGGAGCCUCAGAUCGGCGGCGUGCGGGACAAGUACGUGAGCGGUGAGGUGCUGGAAGCCAACUGCACGGCGGGAAGAUCUCACCCCGCCGCCACUCUAACUUGGCACGUCAACAACAAGGAGGUCCCGAGGAAGUACACGCAUGCGUAUGCUCCGGUGCUGCACGUGGAUCAGCUGGAGACAUCCAUCCUCGGGCUGAGACUCUUGCUGGAAGACCAUCACUUUACAGACGGCGUCAUCCUCCUGCGCUGCACCGCCACCGUCGCUGCCCUGGACACCCGCUCCGACCAGGACUUCUUGCAAAUGGAGUCCCGCCCAGUAGAGCCUCUUGUGCUGGCACAGAGAAACUCCCAGGUUUAUGUUAAUGGGUGUGGCGGGCUCGGCGCGUGUUCCUUGUUCCUGUUGCUGGGGAGCUGCGUCGUGGGACCCGCUGCCCGGUGGGCGGUGCUGGCGGACUGACGCGGCAGCUUCCUCGUCAUGCUGGAGCGGUUGAUGGCAGUGUCAAGUCCUUUAACACCAAUCAUCCCCUGUUUGCUGCCACCUUCCGCAGAUUACAGAUAGAAACCUUAUCGCGUUCUUCUGCGUUGAGGGAUUCCAAGCGCCGCUGGAAGACGGCUAGUGCAUCUGAAACUGUUCGGCCUCCCAAGACUCUCAGAAUUGGAGGCAAUGGCGAAAAAUAUUUUGCUUCUGAUCUGCUCAGUGAUGCUGGACACACCACUGAGGUGUUCCUUAAAGUUGCAGUCACCCAUGUGAAGCACAGUGGAGGUCUGUAUGUGGGCAGCACCUGUGUUGAUGGAUACGCUAUUAUUUAAACCAUGAAGCAGCGUGUUUAGGUAGAUCACCACAUAAAAAAACGUUGAUAAAAUCUGUGGAACGAAAGAGAAAAAGAAAAGAAUUCUGAAGAUGGUAAACGGCAGCACAUGCGAUGAGCCUCUGACGAUUGCUGCUGCUCUCCUGGGGCGGCGAGGACGCUGUGCUCCUGUCUGCCAAACUCUGGUGAAGUUCCAAAGAACUCAACUUCUGCUGCUGGCUGGUUGACUAUUGUAGCAGGACAGUUAUCAGUAUAUCAUCAUCAUCAGCAGCAGCAGAACACUCGAUUAGCCAAAUCACGACUACUGAAUUCAUUUUCCCACGUCUACAUCUGUUAUCUCAUUGUGAUAGAGCUAAAAGAUAUUUAUUUUAUUGAUAAUUGGCAGCCUUAUUGUUCCAUGUUGUGCCGAAGCGUUGCGGCCGCAUCUGGCACGGCGCCACACCCUCACCACGCCCGCCAGGAUGUUGUCGUUAACGCCGCCUUCCCCUUUUACGUACAGACGCGAGUGAAUUAUUGUUUUAAUGCUGUGAGCUUUAUUACAUGAACACUACAACAUAGUGUCGCGGCGGGCAGCGGAGUGCGGUGGAGUCUUACUAGACCCUUCCGCUCCCCGCCACGUGUUGCACCGCGCCCAGUAACCUCGCCAGUGUCAACUCUGCGAUCUACACCCUAGUGAGUCUGUGACAAUUUGUGUUGGUGUUGUUGUACAAGCGCUGGUCGUGGCGCCUCCGUUACCGUGGGAAAGAAUCUCAGCUGGCGGCAGCAACGUUCCCGCGUCGCCUUAGAUCAGCUAUGGGGGAAUUAUUAUCAAGGAACAAGAAUCACGCUUGAGAAAUGUUGAAUUACGGCAUCAGAGCUGGAGUUACGAAGAAAUAGUCAAUCCCGUGUAUUGGCCAGUGUAAGGGGGGCAUGAGUAGUAAGGCCGCGAGGCAGCGGCGGGUCCCCUAUACCCUGUCAAGGAUAAUCAGCGAGCCGCCACGAGUGCUUGUAGACACAUACUAUUUUUGAAGCUUUAAACAUUCAUGCGUUGCCGCCAACAAGCCAUUCCCGCUAUUAUAGACAUUAGCUAGUGGUGAGCCUCUUCCUUUCCUUCCCCAAUGGAGCGGCGUCCUGUUCCACGAAUGGGUCAGCUCCCUCCAUCCUCCUUCACUCUGGCAGAUGCUGUGACUAUAGCUACUUGUACAGAACCUGUAUGUUGGUAUGCCUGUGUAUUUACACAACUAAAUUCUAUGUACCGAGGUACCUUCUGUCGUUGGUCGUAGAUGACGUACUUUAGUCAUACAGUUAUUCUGUAAUCGAUUCAUAUCGUUCGUAUACGUGUAUAUAUAUAUAUAUAUAUAUAUAUAUAUAUAUAUAUAUAUAUAUAUAUAUAUAUAUAUAUAUAUAUAUAUAACUACAUUCUUCGUUAUUUACAUGUUGAAAUCGAAAGGGAGCUUUUAUUUAUGUCCCGUGGAAAACAAACCUGGCUUGCCGACGAUGCCGUGAUAGCGGUAGCGGCGGCGACCGUCACUUGCUGCUUUCCUGGUCUUGACCUCCUAAGGUGCGGUGCAGGAGGAAGUCCCGGUGACGCAGACACCACGGCUGUAUGGAGGCAGGAAGGGUAGGAUUGAGUUGUCUCUCAUCAGUGAUGCAGGAGAGAAACUCCCAUUUAUCACCUGAUAGCAUGUGUCCGAUUGAAGCACCGCGGGCGCUGCCGCUGCUGCUUCUCAUGCCUCUCCUCGGCAUGUGACUGACACUAAACAGCUUCGCCUACCUCGCUGUGGCGUGCGUGGCGAGGACCGGGUGCAAGGGUGCUCUUUGUUGGCAAUGCUUGUUCUGAUUGACACACACACACACACACACACACACACACACACACACACAGAUCAUCAAGAGAAGAAGAGAUCAUUCAGGGACAGAAAAAUGAACAGUCAAUACGUGUUGUAAAUGAGCACCUUAAAAUGUUGCUAAUUAAAGGAAAAAUUUAUAGUUA
Messenger RNA from Portunus trituberculatus (swimming crab), 4333 nucleotides. RefSeq lists its product as uncharacterized. The transcript is spliced from 7 exons. NCBI's taxonomy places the organism in Eukaryota, Metazoa, Arthropoda, Malacostraca, Decapoda, Portunidae. The coding region runs from base 1128 to 2009 and encodes 293 amino acids. The record is from RefSeq and is a predicted model, not a curated record.